AUGUACGAUUCAGCAUCUAAUAAAUGGACUCACGUUGCUCCAACGUCCACUGAACGUCGUUUACAUACAACUACUCUUCUGUCAUCUGAAAGAAUUUUAGUUAUUCGUGGUUUUGAUGGUAUGAAUUCUUUAUCCAGCUGUGAAAUAUAUGAUCCUACAACUAAUCGAUGGACUACACUUCGAAAUAUGUCUGAACCACGUUCACAACAUACUGCUACUUUAUUAUUAUCAGGAGAAAUAUUAGUUACAGGUGGAUUCAAUAACAGAUUUUCUAUGAAAACUUGUGAAAUUUAUAAUCCUCCAAGUAAUACAUGGGCAACAGUGAAUAGUAUGUCAUAUGCACGUUUUUUUCAUACUGCUACUUUACUACCAUCUGGGAAGGUAUUAGUCGCUGGUGGUAAUGGUCGAGAUAAACUUCUUGAAACUGAAAUCUACGAUCCUAUAUCGGAUAAAUGGUUAUCAAGUGGAAAUAUAUCAUCGAUUCGUUUUCAACAUACAAGUACAUUGUUACCAUCUGGUAAAAUUCUUCUAGUUGGUAGUGUGGGCGAAUGGUUUGGUGAUAUUUUUGAUCCUUCAUCGAAUACUUGGAAUCCAGUUGAUAAGUUCUAUUCAUAUCGUACUCAGCAUACAUCCACAGCAUUACCAUCGGGUGACGUGUUGAUUACAGGUGAAUCAGGUGCAUAG
Molecule: messenger RNA, 684 nt
Organism: Adineta ricciae
Lineage: Eukaryota; Metazoa; Rotifera; Eurotatoria; Adinetida; Adinetidae
Source: the annotation of a GenBank genome assembly